AUGCGUGAGAUCCUGCACAUCCAGGGAGGCCAAUGUGGCAAUCAGAUCGGAGCUAAAUUCUGGGAGGUUGUAUGUGCUGAGCAUGGGAUUGAUUCCACCGGAAGGUAUAAUGGGGACAACGAUCUUCAACUCGAGCGCGUCAAUGUUUACUACAACGAAGCCAGUUGUGGUAGGUUUGUUCCACGGGCGGUGCUCAUGGAUUUGGAGCCGGGUACUAUGGACAGUCUCCGAUCAGGUCCGUACGGUCAGAUUUUCCGGCCCGAUAAUUUCGUGUUUGGGCAGUCCGGUGCGGGGAAUAACUGGGCGAAAGGUCAUUACACCGAGGGCGCUGAGCUUAUUGAUUCGGUUUUAGAUGUUGUACGGAAAGAAGCUGAGAAUUGUGAUUGUCUUCAAGGUUUCCAGGUAUGCCACUCUUUGGGUGGUGGGACUGGGUCCGGAAUGGGAACACUUCUCAUUUCCAAGAUCAGAGAAGAAUAUCCUGACCGCAUGAUGCUUACUUUCUCUGUAUUCCCAUCUCCAAAGGUUUCUGAUACUGUUGUGGAGCCUUACAAUGCAACCCUCUCGGUGCACCAGCUUGUUGAGAAUGCAGAUGAGUGUAUGGUGUUGGACAAUGAGGCUUUAUAUGACAUUUGCUUUAGAACCCUGAAGCUUACUACACCAAGCUUUGGAGACUUGAAUCAUUUGAUUUCUGCUACCAUGAGUGGGGUAACUUGCUGCCUCCGUUUCCCUGGACAGCUCAAUUCUGAUCUCCGCAAACUUGCAGUCAACCUUAUCCCCUUCCCUCGUCUGCACUUCUUCAUGGUUGGAUUUGCACCACUAACAUCUCGUGGGUCUCAGCAGUAUCGUGCGUUGACUGUACCUGAGCUGACCCAACAGAUGUGGGAUGCCAAGAACAUGAUGUGUGCAGCUGAUCCUCGCCAUGGUCGGUACCUGACAGCAUCCGCCAUGUUCCGUGGUAAAAUGAGCACCAAGGAAGUCGAUGAGCAGAUGAUUAAUGUGCAAAACAAGAACUCUUCCUAUUUUGUGGAGUGGAUCCCUAACAAUGUGAAGUCGACCGUAUGUGACAUCCCUCCAACGGGGCUGAAAAUGGCUUCAACCUUCAUUGGUAACUCGACAUCAAUCCAGGAGAUGUUCAGGCGGGUGAGUGAGCAAUUUACUGCUAUGUUCCGGAGGAAGGCUUUCUUGCAUUGGUACACAGGAGAGGGAAUGGAUGAGAUGGAGUUCACAGAAGCGGAGAGCAACAUGAACGAUCUAGUAUCUGAAUACCAGCAGUAUCAAGAUGCAACUGCAGAGGAGGAAGGAUAUGAUUAUGAAGAUGAUGAAGAAGAACUUGAGGAUGGUGCUUGAGUUGAGAGCUUUGGUUUGUUUGCUGUGCUGUAAAUGACUGAGUGGUUUUUUUGAGCCACCUGCUUGGUGGCUUGUAUUGCAAUUGGGUUGAUAUUACUUAGCUUAGGAGGUUUGGAGACAUGAUUUGUGUUAAUUUCACUCUGCUUAUAUAAUUCUGGUGUUUCUUGUUUUAUGUUAUAAUUAAUGAAAGCUUUCAUCUUUUACAUGAC
This is a messenger RNA of Cynara cardunculus var. scolymus (artichoke), 1556 nucleotides long. RefSeq names its product tubulin beta-1 chain. Gene Ontology annotation, molecular function: GTP binding; structural constituent of cytoskeleton; GTPase activity. Lineage: Eukaryota; Viridiplantae; Streptophyta; Magnoliopsida; Asterales; Asteraceae. Gene Ontology annotation, biological process: mitotic cell cycle; microtubule cytoskeleton organization. The transcript has 3 exons. Bases 1 to 1347 code for a protein of 448 amino acids. The record is from RefSeq and is a predicted model, not a curated record. Gene Ontology annotation, cellular component: microtubule; cytoplasm.